AUGCACUUCUUUCGCUACAUUGCCCUGGGGUUUAUGAGCGCCAUUGGCGUUCGAGGGGAUGAGGUUACAAAAACAGUCAAUGCAACAGAGAUGCAAAAUGCUGCAGACACCCUUCUGUCGAUGUUCCCAAGCGCCACUCCAUAUACAGCAAACUUCACAGCCCCAGGCGGAAACCUUCUACAGCCACCAUCAUCCCUCAUGAAGGACAUUUUCACCGCUGUACCUCCUACAGUCCUCGCUCAGCUCAUGCUCCCCACCGGCCGCAGCGCAAUUGCGUCCGAGUUCCAGGCUGGCAACACCCCGAGUUGGUAUCAGAGCCUACCCACAGAAGUCAAGAGCUACGUCCUUGCCAUGAAGUCCCAGGUCGGAGCAGGAAACGUCGAUCUGAACGCCACUCGUACCCCAGCGCCUACUUCGUCAUCGUCUGCAAGUGGAGGCGACUCCGACGGCGAAAAGGAUGGCGACAGUCCUUCUACGGAAACAUCAUCCGGAUUUGCUGCACACGCCACUGGCGACGUUGCUGCUAGUCUGGCGGGCGCCCUCGGUCUGCUUGGGUUGGCAGUAGUGCUGUAG
Molecule: messenger RNA, 573 nt
Organism: Aspergillus puulaauensis
Lineage: Eukaryota; Fungi; Ascomycota; Eurotiomycetes; Eurotiales; Aspergillaceae
Exons: 2
Coding region: 1-573 (190 amino acids)
Source: RefSeq, a predicted model, not a curated record